This is a messenger RNA of Manduca sexta (tobacco hornworm), 2810 nucleotides long. It is a transcript of the gene Sar1, whose product is annotated as GTP-binding protein SAR1b. Bases 200 to 781 code for a protein of 193 amino acids. Gene Ontology annotation, biological process: endoplasmic reticulum to Golgi vesicle-mediated transport; intracellular protein transport; membrane organization. Gene Ontology annotation, molecular function: GTP binding; GTPase activity. Gene Ontology annotation, cellular component: COPII vesicle coat; endoplasmic reticulum exit site. Lineage: Eukaryota; Metazoa; Arthropoda; Insecta; Lepidoptera; Sphingidae. The record is from RefSeq and is a predicted model, not a curated record. The transcript has 5 exons.
ACUUGAUCGCGUCAAUAAAGCAAUGUGACAACAUCCGGAAGUAGCGUACGUCAUUGCCAACAGAUUAGUAUUUCCAUCGCAUAUUCGCUGCUGAGUAAAUCGUCGGUUUUAGCGACGUAAUUAUUGUAAAUAAGUGUGAAAUAUUGUGAUAAACUUCUUUUAGACUUAGUUAAUCUAGUUCAAUUUUAAUAAAUUCAAAAUGUUUAUCUUGGAUUGGUUUACUGGUGUCCUUGGGUUCCUGGGUCUUUGGAAAAAAUCAGGCAAACUGUUGUUCCUGGGCCUGGACAAUGCCGGCAAAACCACACUCCUGCACAUGCUGAAGGAUGACAGACUGGCCCAACAUGUGCCCACAUUGCAUCCCACAUCGGAGGAGCUAUCGAUAGGUAGUAUGCGCUUCACGACGUUCGACCUGGGCGGGCAUCAGCAGGCGCGGCGCGUGUGGCGCGACUACUUCCCCGCCGUGGACGCGAUCGUGUUCCUGGUGGACGCGUGCGACCGCCCGCGCCUUCACGAGUCCAAGGAGGAGCUGGACUCGCUGCUGACCGACGAGACGCUCAGCAACUGUCCCGUGCUCAUCCUCGGCAACAAGAUCGACAAACCGAACGCUGCCAGCGAGGACGAGCUGCGCCAGUUCUUCAACCUGUACCAACAGACUACCGGAAAGGGCAAGGUCUCGCGGUCGGAGCUGCCCGGGCGGCCGCUGGAGCUGUUCAUGUGCUCGGUGCUGAAGCGCCAGGGCUACGGCGAGGGGUUCCGCUGGCUGGCGCAGUACAUCGACUGAGCCGCUCGCGUCGCCUCCGCCCCCUCCGCCCCGCAACACGGCUCGCUUCUACUCGUCCGCUUCCCGUAACAUAGCUACCUAUCACCGCGGCCCGGCUCGACAACACGAAACAUAUUUUGGCUAAUUCAUUACUUUUAUAAUUUAAUUAAUACAUAAACAGAACUUCUAACAAUGUUUGCCUCUCACCCACGAGGUGAUAAAAGCAAUAAAAUAAUUUAUGUAAGUAAUAAAUACACUCCCAAGCAAUACAUUGCUCAAGUGACUUGCAGUGUUAAUUAACGGAUACUUUUAACAAGUGGAUGACAUAGAAUGUGAUAAGGUAUAGGAUUUGCGAGCUGUAAGUGAUAAGUAGCUGUGUUUGCAUCUUGUAAUCGAAAUGUGUCAGUUUGUGAGCAGCUGAAUGCGUGACGUUCAUCAUUGAGUUCGCUUUCAAUGUCGCUCUCAGUAUUUCACUAUUUUCUUUUCAAAUGACGCCAUCUGUCAUAAAUUACAUGUUACGUAGUAGAUAAUAUCUUCCUAAAGUGUCUUAGUGUUAAUUUUACGACAUACGGAAGCAAUUUUUCGUCAUUGUGGGCGUAGCAUGUACGACGUGAGCAUGCCUCGCUUACUAGUAAUGCAAGAACUUAAAUCUCCUAUUGAAAUCACUCAUUACAAUGCAUUGUUUAUUCAUAUUUAUUUUAUAUUUUUACUGAAUAAAUUUUUCAAUGCUCAUACCUCAUGUUUCUUUCCAUCAACUGUGUCGGGUUUUGCAGUUAUAUAUAAUCUUACAUAGUUUGUAUUCACUUGUAGGUGUAUAUAUAAAAUCGAAUAGAGGUGAGCUGGCUGAAUUUUGCUUUAUAUAUCUCUGCUCAUGUGAUUGCCUUCAAUGAGUACUUAUAAAAUAUGACAUAAAUAGUACAAAAGUUUUAAACAUUCUUGAUGGCUGGGCGAGAGCCAAGCAUUACUAGUUAGCGAGAUAAUAUAUUACUACGUCUUAAAAAUAUCUCAGCCAUGUUAGCUGUAAAUUGUCUGGCUGUAAUACUGUAUCGCUAAAGAGUUUAAGCAAAAGAUUUCCGUGAAUCUGUUAGGUUUGUGAAACCAAUUUAUUAAGGUAAUGGUGCAAGGCUAAUGAUCAUUUUGUGUACUAGCAAUAUCAUUGUCAUCGGCAAUGUGAUUUGUGGGUAAAGACCACAUUCAGCAUGUUCAAAAGCUUUUGUCUCGGGGUUCUGUGUCGAGUUAGUCGGGUUUUCGGCAAACCGCCGCUGUCUCAUAUAAAUCAAAUACAUAAUGUAUGUCAUUUACAAAUAUAAAUUGUCUAAUAACAGACGUAAUAUAUUUGCACUUAUCUUGGGAACAAUGGAAACUACGCACACAUGUAUAUUGUACAGUACGGACCGCCAUCGAACGGAAAAUUUCAAUUAAUUCACAUAUAAGACGAAAUUUCUCUUUAACUAUGGGUCAAUAAUUUCUCGCUACGAUUUCUUGAUUAAUGUUAUAGUAAUUCCUUUGUUUUACAGCAAAUGUGUUACAUCUGUUAUUUUAAUAUGUAAAAAUAUAAUUGAAUUUUAUUCGAAAUCUUAAUAUUUAUUUUCUUUAUCUCAUUCCAACUUUGAGUGAUAGAUUUGAUUCGGCUAUAUGUUCAGGUAGCACUCAUUGUGUUGUACGUGUUUAAUUUCGUCAAAUGUUAUAUUUUUGUAAAUUAUUUCAAUCAUUUUUAUUCGGAUUGUUUGUAAACAUUGUAAAGUAGGAAACGGCUGGUCGGAAGAGGUCAAUGGGGUUUAAAACUUUAAUGAUAUUGAAAAUCGUAUAUAGAAUAUUUUCCUUGCAAUAAAUUAACUAUUCAAACGAGUUGUAUUAUUUAGUUGUGUCGCCGGGUAACAGGUAAGGUGUAAGCUAUGUGACUGGGCCGGGCUGCUUCGCCGGACGAGCCGUUUCCAUUGGUUUGUUGCGAUCAACUUUGCUGGAUCUUCCAGCGUUAUUUAAAGAAUGUUGGUAUAUUAUUUGCAGUUUAAGUCCAAAACCAGUUUGUAAUAAAAUUUGUAUGAAAUAA